Molecule: messenger RNA, 1230 nt
Organism: Pisolithus orientalis
Lineage: Eukaryota; Fungi; Basidiomycota; Agaricomycetes; Boletales; Pisolithaceae
Product: S-adenosyl-L-methionine-dependent methyltransferase
Exons: 8
Coding region: 39-971 (310 amino acids)
Molecular function (GO): methyltransferase activity
Source: RefSeq, a predicted model, not a curated record
AUGACACUUGGUGGUACUUGUUUCUUCCGCGCUUGCUCAUGCGACUCAACUACCCAGUCGUAUUUCCCCUCAACCAGAUCUCCUUCGUCGGCGAGGACGACUCCGAGUACUUCUGCCAACUCUAUGGGAGACGGUUCAAUGUUCUCAGCCAAACAUACCCGCUCCCUGUUGACGAGGAAGAAGUCAGACGGUCUGAGCUACACCACCGAAUACUCAAGUUUCUCUUUAACGGAAAAAACUAUGUUGGGCCGAUGAAAGAUGUGCUUGCCCCCAGGGAGGGCAAGGAACGUUGUCGCAUCCUGGAUCUCGGCACCGGAGGUGGUUUCUGGGCAAUUGACCUGGCAGACGAGUUUCCGACUGCAGAGGUGAUUGGCGUCGACCUCGCCCCCAUCCAACCACGCGAAGUACCAGAGAAUUGCACUUUUGAGCUCUGCGACCUGGAUCAGUUUUUUCUGCCUUACCCCAAUGAACACUUCGACGUCAUUCAUGCAAGAUUCAUGCAUACAGGAAUAUCGAACUUUCCCCGUUUUCUCAAUGAGAUCGCACGCAUGCUACGACCUGGCGGAUUGGUCAUCCUAAUCGAACCAGAUCCCGAACCGAUCGCAGAUGGGAAAACGGCUACCGAGCUGACCCGAUCCGGGCAGCCCUCCGGCAUGCGAGGCUGGUUCGCUUUGUGGGAAGCCUACGCACAGUGCCUUCGUGACAAGGGAAUUCGACUCACCCAAGAAGGCAACAUUCCCAUAGGUUUCUGGCCAAAAGAUCCUACCGCUCUUACCAUCGGCCAACUGGCGUGGAUGGAUUACGAUAUCAUGCUCCCGGCCCUUAAGCCCCUUUUCCUUUCAGCCGGCAUGAAGGAGUGGGAGGCUAAGAAACUCAUCGAAGAAGCUCAUCAGGACCUCUACUAUCCACUCGUUCGUCCAUCCGCUCGACUCCACAUUGUUCAUGCUAUCAAAAAGGCGACUUCUUUGUGACUGUUAUUAUCUUCACACUUUGCAUCGGUUAUUGGACAAUUCAGGCUGCCAAAAAGAAAAAGAAAGUGUCAUACCCCCUACCCGCACUCCUUGUACAUCAUCCAUAAUAUUACCUCGCAUUCUACCAUGUCCUAGGGUUCAUGUUUUCUGGUCACUAUGUUCAUGUAUGUAUAACUACCGCCCACUUACCAUUUCACACAUGUUAGCCUUGGAUCUUACCUUCGUACGAUGUUUGACUGGAAAUCCGACUGAUUCAAAC